ACAAUAUGCGACCCCAAAUAAUAAAUUACUCCCUGACCGAAAUAGUGAUAUGUUUUAUUGUGGUUGGAUAUGCGGCUGUUGACUUGGUUCCUUGUGAUAAAACUAGAAGGGUAUUUCAGUCUUCGUGGGGUAUCAUAAGUGAUGGACCUGUGGGAUCAAACUACACCCAAGAUAGCCAUUGCGAAUGGCUGAUCAAGGCCAAUGACAGCAAAAAAUAUAUUACUCUGAGCUUUCGUAGUAUGGGCACCGAAUGUUCUUUUGAUUAUGUGUUCGUCUACGAUGGAGAUUCUUUUAAUGCCCCACUUCUUGGUAGCUUCAGUGGCAAGACUGAGCCUCAGCAAGUUAUUGCAACUUCUGGGUAUAUGUUAGUAUUAUUAUACAGUGAUACAAACUAUGUGUUGGAUGGUUUUCGAGCAGAAUUCUCCAUUACAGACUGCCCAAAUAAUUGUUCAAAUCAUGGCGUGUGUUAUGACCAUCAGUGUGCGUGCGAAACUGAUUGGGGUGGUUACGACUGCUCAAGACAGUUGUGUCCUGAUAACUGCGGAAGAUAUCAAAGCCGUGGUCAUUGCGAUCAAAGCCAGUGUGUUUGCCGUUCGGGAUUUUCUGGACAGUCCUGUAAUUUAAAUGAACAUGAUUCUGUGGGAAACAAAUGGCACUGGUUAUCUCAUUCGGAAGGAGGUUUACAGCCUCGUGCUGCACAUUCUGCAGUAUACAUGAAGUUGACUGAUGCUCUGUAUGUGUUCGGAGGAUACAAUCUCAAUACUGUCUUAGGAAAUUUGGAAGUUUAUAAUUUUCAAACAAGUACAUGGAGAGAUGAGAAUGGUGACUUGUUACCAGAUAAGGGUCUCAUUAGUUCUAUUGAACCCAGUUCAAUAGCAAAAUUAAUAGAACAUGCCGGCCCUGAUUGGGAACAGAAAUGGGGCAUAAACAGUAGGACUUCCUUUUUGAAGAAUCUUCUUUAUUCAAUCAGUGAGAAUGCAACACAUAUUCGAAGAAGACAACGUCAUUCCAGAGUAACGGAGGAGCACAAGCCACUUCCUAGAUAUGGACAUUCAGCUUGUGCAUUGGAUAAAGGAUUUGUACUUUUUGGUGGAAAAUUACAGAAUGGUAGUCUUGCGAAUGAUCUGUGGUACUAUAAUGUUCAAACAAGAAUUUGGCAGCUAAGGGGAAGACUUUCAACAUUACAACCACCUCCGCUUACAAGACAUACUUUGACUUGUGCCAAUAAUGUGAUAUUUUUGUUUGGAGGCAGCAAGGAGAAUGGAGAGUUUUCAUCUACAUUAUAUAGUAUCCAACUAGCUCCAGAUCUAGAUGAAAAUUGGGAGGAAAUCAAACCUAGAGGUGGGAAGCAGUUAGAUAUACGAGUUGUAGCUCAUAGUACUGUCUUUCAUCCAUCAACUAAUUCACUGAUAGUUUAUGGAGGAAUUGUACCAGGUGUUGCCAGAUUCUCCAAAUUAUCAGAUAGGAUGUUUGUUUUUCAAUUGGACUAUCGAUAUUGGACUGAAAUACAUUAUACCAGAGAACAUUUGAGGGAAAAAUUUGUUCCUAGAGAAAGAGCAUUUCAUACUGCCAAUAUUUUUGGAAAUUAUUUGGUUAUAUUCGGAGGAUAUUCCCAUAGACACAAUAAAGAAGAAAUUUGUUAUGACAAUCAGAUGUAUUUGUAUCAUCUUGGGUGCCAUACUUGGGUAAAUCCUGAUAUACUGGGAAAGACUAAUGAAUCUCAGUAUCCUAAACAGCAAGGUGUAUUUGCUCAUGCUUCUGCUGUAAGAAAUGGUAACACUUUAGUCCUAAUUGGUGGAUAUCAUGGUAAUGUUAAUGGAGACCUACUUGCCUAUACAGUUCCUCCAAUGAUUGCUACCAGAACUGGAGAAAUAUAUGAUCCAGAGGCAGCGUGUGUAAGACAUAGAAACUAUGGAGAAUGCUCCUCUGAUCCAGAAUGUGGUUGGUGUUCUGCAGAUGAACAAUGCUAUGGAAGAACAAUAGGUUCAAAUUGUACUACAAAUUUGCAAACCACAAGAUGUCCUGGGGUGUGUCCAGCCCUAGGAGACUGCCAUUCUUGCCUUAUACAUGGUCAUAUAUUACCACAACAUACUCCCAUGAUCUCAGCUGCCCGUAAACUUGGUUUGGAGGAAUGCACUUGGUGUGUGCAGAAUGCCAGAUGCCAUCACAAAGAUGACAAUUACGGAGUUUGUGGUUUACAAGAAGAUAGUCCUAGUCAAAUACCAGGAUGGUGGGGUCCAAAGGGAACAGAAGUGGUGAAACCAGAACAAUGCCGAGAACUUGAUAGGCGACCUGGUUUGACCUUUGUGAAGUAUCACUAUCCUGUUAAUUACUCUCAGCCAGACAAUGUUGCCAUAAUCAAUGCCACAACUGUGGAUUUUAUCAGUCCUACAAGUUCGCUUCCCCGUGGAGAUUUUUCAAGUGGAGGAGAGAUGGUUGCUCGACUUUUAGGUUUUCUUAGGCUUCCCCCUAGCUGGCAGGAGAUGCUUAAUGUGUGUGUCAGUUUUUGCUCUGCAACUUUAACAGUUUCGGAUACUUUGGUGGCCAAUGUAACACCAGAAGCCAAAGAGUGCAUGGGCGUAAAAUGGCCAGAUAAUAUAACUUUAGAUAGAAUAUCUGUUGAUUUUAUGUCUAAGAAAAUGAUCAACAUGGGUUACAACACUUAUAUGCAACAGAGCAAAAUGGAGCUGCAGCAUUUCAAAGAGUCUGAUGAUACCCCCAAAGUGAGUACAGGGAGACAGGAUAAUAAUAUGUUAUCUGUUAUAAAACCCCAAGAACAGUGCAAAACAUGUUCUAUGCACGUCAACUGUUCUACAUGUCUUAGCUCGCUUAGUUGUGGAUGGUGUUACAAUAAUUCAAAUCCCAUGAGCGGUGUUUGUGUCCAAGGGGACUUCAACAAUCCUCAUGUCAACUGCUCUCUUGCACUAGGUUCUGCCGAGUCUAAAUGGGCCUAUGCCCAAUGUCCAGACGUAGACGAAUGUGGUUUGGGCUUGCACGAUUGUCACGAACAAGCUAUUUGUACCAACACUGAUGGGUCCUUCAGUUGCCAUUGCAAAAAAGGCUAUAUUGGUGAUGGUAGGAAAAAUUGUCACAGAACUUGUUUCAAUGUAUGCAUUCAUGGAGUGUGUCAAGGAGAACCUGAUUAUUCAUGCAAAUGUGAUAUUGGGUGGUACGGAGAUGAUUGUUCAAAAAAUUGUGGGUGUAAUAACCAUUCUGCUUGCCCUCAGGGGGAAGGAAUUUGUGAGGAGUGUGUCGACAAUACUAUGGGAGAUUUUUGUGAAUACUGUAGACCCGGCAGUUAUGGAAAUGCUACCACUGAACUGGGUUGUAAAAAGUGUGAUUGUAAUGGACAUGGAAAUAAAGACCAAGGCGAAUGCGACAUAGAUACUGGAAUUUGCUUUUGUGAAGAUAACACUGAAGGUGAUCAUUGCGAACGUUGUAAGAUAAAUUAUUUUGGGGACCCCAAAAAUGGAAAUCAAUGCUAUUAUCAGUGUGAAGCUAGAGGAUUGUUGAGAGAUCCACAAGGGCAAGGUAUCACUUCCAUGCAAUCCUAUAUUCCUCCUUGGGGAGGAACUCCUGCAAGAGAAUGUUUAUGGAUAAUAAAACCUUACAUAAACAGCGGAUCAGCCAUUAUUCAACUUGAGGUAAAAUCCUCACAACUCAAUGUAAGCUGUGGAGAAAAUGCUGUUUAUGUUUAUGAUGGUUUACCAGAGCUGGUUGACAUGGGUAGUCAGAGUGCUCUUUCGGCUGUGUUUUGUACAGAGGAAGCCCUUCCAAUCAAUGUUGUAGAAUCUAGAACAGGCCAACUUACAGUUCAUUACAAGCAAGGCCUGUCAGGUGAAAGCUUCAGCGCUAUGUAUAAAGUGAUGAGCUGUGAUAAUUGCCUACCUCCUCGGGAAUGUCGCAAUGGUCAGUGUGUUUGUCAAGAUGGCUUGGUAGGGUUUGGUUGUGAAGAGGCAAUAUGUCCAAAAAACUGCAGCCAUGAUAUUGGCCGGGGUUCAUGCGACAAAUCAUAUGGCAGGUGUCUCUGUACAGAGGGAUGGACUGGGCCUUCAUGUGAAACAAAGCAAACAAAAACCCAACUUAUAUUCACCGAAUUAUUCAAUACUGUUAGUUUGGCAGAUAGUUUGGAACAUCUUCGGAAAACCCUCCCUCGUUUUGGCCAUUCGCUUGUUUCAGAUCGUAGAGGAGCACUGUGGAUGUUUGGAGGUUAUUCUUUAUCGCAUGGACCUCUCAACGACAUCAGACAGUUCGAUACUAAAAAUCUAACUUGGAUGCAAGUGACGGUUGAGUCCACACCUGACGCCAGAAUGCCAAUGGGGAGAUAUUUCCAUGGUUCAGAUAUUGUCCAUACCCAAACCAUUUAUGUUUAUGGUGGAUUGACCAAGAAAGUAAAAAAUUUCAACAACAGGACACUGGACGAUUUCUGGCAAUUUGAUAUACAAAAUCAACGCUGGAAUGAAAUAGAGAAAGGAGACUUGUGGCCUCCCGCUGUAGCUGGUCACACUUUGACUUAUCACAAAAGUCAAGACUGCUUAUUAUUGAUUGGAGGGGUAUCACCGCAAAGUGGUUUUUUGAAUUUUGUGUGGGAAUAUAGGCUGGAAAAGAAGCAAUGGCAACCUAUGAAUACAAAAGGAAAAGGACCUCCUGGAAUCUUUGGGCAUACUACGGUUUAUCACGCACAAAGUAACAAUGUUUAUGUUUUUGGUGGUGUGUUAUUUGAAAAACAGUUGGCAACUGUUUCUAAUAAUCUUUUCAUGUUCAAUUAUGAUAAUAAGACUUGGACUAAACUGAAUAGUCUUGAUGGUGCAGAUCACUGGCCUCGUCCAAGAUAUUUCCAUUCAGCUGUUACCACAGACGACUACAUGAUGCUAUUUGGAGGAAGGAUGUACCCGUGGAACAUAACUGAUACUUUAUAUGUUUAUUCCUAUAACUGCAAUAAAUGGAUGAACUUGAUGUCAGAUGCUGUAGAGAAGGUGGGGCCUCCUCCAACUCAAACAUAUGCCCAAGCCAUGACUGUCGAACCAGACGGUGAUGCUAUAUAUACAAUUGGAGGUUGGGGAAUUGAUACUCAAAGUACUGUUUUGAGGAUGGAGCUCCCAGCCGAUUUGUGUAACUUGUUACCAAAGAAAUUUAACUGCCUUCACAUGGCUGGUUGCGGUUAUUGUGCUAACGGAAUCGCUGGAGAUGUUGUUAGUGAACAGUGCCACACAAAUACCAAAGAAUGCUCUUUGGAAACUUUAACGAAUGCGUCUCUAAUAACAAACCAAGGAGAAAUAUGUACGAUGUACAACUUCCAAACUUCUGCAAAUAACUGUUCAAUAUCUCAGGAUUGUACUUCUUGCCUGCAAAAUAAUUGUUACUGGUGCCAGGAAAAAUGUAUCAGUAAUAAUAGUACUUGCAUGACCUUGGAGAAAUGUCCGUACAACCAAUGUGUCGCUACAGAUUGCAUUCAGUGUAACCAGAUUCCUGGAUGCGAUUGGAACUUUUCCAACCGUCAAUGUGUAUCAGAAACUCAAAAGGAAAAAGAUGAAUCACUUCUGAAUAUCAGUAUAACAUACGAAUGGCAUUAUGUAAAAUGCCCGCCUGAAAAUGAAUGCAAUAACGGUCAUCACAGUUGUGUUGAAGAAUCUGAAAUAUGUGUAGACCUUGAAGAAGGUUUCGAAUGUCGAUGUGGUCCUGGAUACAAAGCUGGUCUGAAUGGAUGUGAACCUAUUUGUUCCUUGGGCUGUGUCCGUGGUCAGUGUGUCCAACCUAAUAAGUGUCUAUGCGACUUUGGCUAUGUUGGUGCUAAUUGCAGUAUCCAAUGUCAGUGCAAUGGCCAUGCUAACUGUGAAGGCCCCGACAAAUUGGAUAAGUGCUUGUCUUGCCAUAAUAACACCAUGGGAGAGCAGUGCGAAAAAUGUAAGCCAUUAUUCGUUGGAGACCCAGCAGACGGGGGUUUGUGUGUUCCUUGUGUAGAGUAUUGCCAUGGUCACAGUUCGUUCUGCGUUGAUAAUAGCACUGAUCUGGAUCCAGAUGAUUAUAUUGACUAUGAAUAUCUUAAUGAAAAUUUAAAAGAAGGUCCUAAAGCAAAUGCCCGCUGUUUGAGGUGUGCCAACUUAACUUCAGGCCCUCGUUGUGAUGAGUGCAUUAUUGGCAAUUUCCGAGGUUCUGAAGAUCAUAAAGAUCCAUGCCGUCCAUGUGAUUGCCACGGGCAUGGUGAUACUUGCGAUCCUAUUCACGGAGACAAAUGCAACUGCCAAAAUAAUACCGAAAGUGACGUUUGCCGAGGAGUAGCGGACAAAAACUCUGCCCAUCCCUGCUGGAUGGUUCAGUGCUCUAAAUGUAAGGAUGGUUAUUUGGGAACGCCCACUUCAGGUCAUCAGUGUUAUAAACAAAUGCACGUUGACAACAAGAUGUGUUUUGAUGCCAAACCAAUGGAUGAAUGUAAAAUGAAACCAAAACCUUUACACCCUGGAGAUGUGGUAUUUUUUGUGAUACAACCUCGAUUUAUGAAUGUUGAUAUCAGAAUAAUAAUAGAUGUGACCCAAGGCAAAUUGAACGUUUUCAUGAGCACCCAUGAUGAUACUUACAUUGCCUACCCGAAUUCUACAACAGGCCUUAUUGACAUCGAUGUCGAUGGUCAAUAUGGACACUGGGAAAAUGGCAGUCUUAAAGCGAAAGAUUCUUAUUUUGAAAAAUAUGCAAUGGGAUUGAGGACAUAUAUUACUAUUACACAGCCUAAAACAAUAUUGCUUGUGAAACAUUUGCAGGAUAGACUAGUUAUCACACUACCUGAGGAGUAUCACAGUUUGGAGACGACACGCUUCUUCUUGGUUCUACAAGCCUUGGAGCCUACCGAUACAGACAAGAAAGUAUCUUAUGGCAUCGUAUUUUCUCGCCAGGAUCAACUUCAUAUCGAUUUGUUCGUUUUCUUCUCGGUGUUUUUCUCGUGUUUCUUCCUCUUCUUAGCCGCCUGCGUAGUUGCUUGGAAAGCAAAGCAAGCCGCCGACGUAAGAAGGGCCCGCAGAAGGCACGUCGUUGAAAUGUUACACAUGGCAAAACGUCCAUUCGCCAGUGUAACAUUGAACUUGAGUUGCCGACCUAAACCUAAAAAGUCGGCACAUUAUGACCUCCGGCCAGUAGCGGUGGAACCAACUGGCGAUGGGAUAGCAGCAGUGGCAACUGUCUUUGUUAGUUUACCAGGAGGCCAAAGCACGUCAGUCAAGCUAGCAUUAGCUUCUUCACUGAUUCUGCUUGCUAGACAAUUUCCCACAGGUGGAAGAAUAUUCUUGAGGCGAAGAUCAAUACACGCUGCCCCUCCAAUAUAG
This is a messenger RNA of Leptinotarsa decemlineata (Colorado potato beetle), 7313 nucleotides long. RefSeq names its product Multiple EGF like domains 8 (gene Megf8). Lineage: Eukaryota; Metazoa; Arthropoda; Insecta; Coleoptera; Chrysomelidae. The record is from RefSeq and is a predicted model, not a curated record. Gene Ontology annotation, cellular component: Golgi apparatus. Gene Ontology annotation, molecular function: protein binding; calcium ion binding.